This is a messenger RNA of Pseudopipra pipra, 1032 nucleotides long. RefSeq lists its product as uncharacterized. The transcript has 2 exons. The record is from RefSeq and is a predicted model, not a curated record. NCBI's taxonomy places the organism in Eukaryota, Metazoa, Chordata, Aves, Passeriformes, Pipridae. Bases 81 to 818 code for a protein of 245 amino acids.
GUCAAGGCAAAGGCCUAGACUGUUUGGAGAACAGCGUAUCAGGGCCUAAACCACAGAGUACGGUCAAAAACUAGGUAACAAUGUGCCCUUUGUACUCUGAUGAAGCUGAAGAUGAUGAAGUAGGUGGUCCCAAAAAGACCCCAGACCCAAUUCUCAGGGGGAGGGCCCGGGGCGGUCCAGAGGAAGGGCCAAAGGGUGGACACAUCUGGGAUUGGAUGGAUAAUGUUAUAAAAGGUAACCUUUCGGGCACGGCCGGGGCGCGCGCGUCUAUAUCACCUAUUGCCUUGGCAAAUAAACCCUUUCUUAUCUCACCCCUAAUUAACUGCUCCGGAGAUUUUUUUCAGAACCAAAAUACACCGGCAACAGUGGUGGCCCGUACGGGGAGAACUGGACCGGGGACUUCUUCAGACUGGAAUUUUCAUCAGCAGGAAUAUUCCUCAGCAAGCCGGCUUUUAUCUGAGAGAAAUUCCCGCCGGUCUGAGAAGCCCAGCUCCACGGAACCCACGAAAACAAGCACGGAGCAUAGAGGCUCUACUUUGCAGAAGCUGCAGAAGGUCGUCGAGUUAUCCAGACCUAUAGGACUGGACACCCCUGCUCACCCAUUCCAGCCAGGAGACUGGGUCUACGUCAAGUGGUGGAAUAGUGACCCCUUGCGAGCCAAGUGGAGAGGACCUUACCAAGUCCUGCUGACCUCCCUCACCUCCGUCAAAGUUGCUGGCAGAGAACCCUGGUUCCACUACUCUAGAGUUAAGAGAGCAUCAGCUCCUGGGACAACCAACCAGACAGAACCAGACACCGACGACGAGGAUGUGGAAUAGACUGCUUGUUCUGUGUAUUCUGUUCAUGCAACCGGUAACCAUGAACCGAGUUUGGGACCAAAAAUUGCAUGUGGCCCUAGUCCAAAACGUAUCUAAAAUUCUCCGAAAAACGGAAUGCUGGAUUUGUACUCAAGUACCAGCAAUCGAUGAUGAGAAUAGUGAGUGGCCCCUAAUUGGCAUUUUACUAAAUGAGACAAACUUCGGCAAGUCCAUG